CAUCUUCCAUUUUGAUUCCGAUGUACUUUGGGUUUGGGCGCAGUGGGAUGGUGUGAGCUCAUGCUCCGCGAUAUACUGUUGUAUUUGACAACAAUAUUUCCAAGUUAAGCAAAAAUGCUUUCUGCAGCCCAAUUGCUCGACGAGUUAAUGGGCCGGGACAGGAAUUUGGCCCCGGACGAGAAGCGAUGUAACGUCAAAUGGGACGACGAGAGCGUGUGUCGGUAUUAUCUGUGUGGCUUCUGUCCAGCAGAAUUAUUUACAAAUACACGCUCCGAUUUGGGCCCCUGUGAGAAAAUCCAUGAUGAAAAUCUUCGGAAAGUAUAUGAAAAGAGCUCACGGUUCAUGAAGGAGGGCUACGAGCGAGACUUUCUCCGCUAUCUACAAUCCCUCCUGGCCGAAGUGGAACGGCGAAUCCGCCGAGGGCACGCUCGCCUCGCUCUUUCUCAAGCUCAGCAGAAUGCAGGGCAAGCUCCUGCACCAGCAGGAAAGAAUGAGGAAAAGACCCAGGUUCUGACAGAGAAGAUUGAAGAUUUAGUCGUGCAGAUUGAGGAGCUGGGCUCUGAGGGUCGUGUGGAGGAGGCUCAGGGAAUGAUGAAGCUGGUUGAGCAGCUCAAGGAGGAGCGCGAACUGCUUAACUCCAACCCGUCGACCAUUGAGAGCUUUGCGGCCCAGGAGAAGCAGAUGGAAGUGUGCGAGGUGUGCGGAGCCUUCCUGAUUGUGGGCGACGCUCAGUCUAGGGUGGAUGACCACUUGAUGGGAAAGCAGCAUAUGGGCUAUGCUAAGAUCAAAUCUACUGUAGAGGAGCUUAAGGAGAAACUACGACGCCGCUCAGAGGACCCUCAGGGAGAAACCCCGGUUGUGAAGAAAGACAGAGAAGAGCGUGAGAAGGAGGAGCGCGAGAAGAAGCGUAAAGAGGAGGAGGAAAAGGAGAAGGAGCGAGAAAAGGAAAAGGAGAAAGAGCGGGAACGGGAGAAGGAGCGCGACAGGGAGAGAGACCGAGAUCGGGACAGGGAUAGAGAUAGAGAUAGAGACAGAGACCGAGAUAGGGAGAGAGACCGGGAUCGACGAGGACGGCGCAGCCAUUCUAACAGCCGUCACUCCAGCCGAGCAUCGGACAGGAAAAGGAGUCGAUCCCGGGAUCGUCGGAGGUCCAGGAGCAGAGACAAAGACAGAGACCGUGACCGCAGACGCACCAGGAGCCGGGACAGGGACCGGGAAAGAGAAAGAGAGAGGGAUAGGGAGAGGAGGCGCAGCCGCGAGCGCUCCGACCGGAAGCGACGUUCCCGGAGCCGUGACAGGAGGAGGUCACGAAGCUCCGAGCGCCGGUCUCACCGGCACCGCAGUCGCAGCAGGGACCGGGACCGGGACAGGGAGAGAGAUAAGGAGAGAGACAGGGACAGAGCCCGCUCACCCAAAGAAAAAGAACGAAAGACGUCUGAGGAGAAGAGCAGCAGCUCCAAGAAAGACAAGAACUCUGGCGAUGCUCCUGCCGUCAAGGCCGCCACAGAAGCAGAGCCGAUGGAGACAGAGGCUGCCGCCUCGGCCUCCCCCCCCCUCCUUAAUGGCCAGCCAGAGCUCCUCCUUUCUGAAGGUGACACUCAGUCCAAUUAAAACUGAUCUGAUAGGACCUCAGAUCAGACUCAGGGGAAUCUGAGAUACCCAUCGGAGGAAGAAGAUGAGGAGAGCAUUCCAACCUCAUGUUGACCCUGGCACUUCGCUGCUUAUAAACAAGGUGAUCCACAUAUGCAUAGUGGCUUACAUAAAAAUCAAGAACAUACAUGUGGAAAGAGGGAGAAAAAGAUUACGACGUUGCUUUUCAUAUCUGUUGAUCUCAGUUUGGGACGAGUUGUUGUGAUUGAUAUAACAUGUAUUUUAGGGGUGUAGACGUCAGUCCGACAUCACUUGAAAUACCAAACGUUGGUAGGCAGCGUUCACAAAUUUUUUUGUUUGUUUUUUUUUUACGUAUUUUUGGAAACUCGUUUUCUCUGCAUUUUAGUAAGAGCUCAUUAAAAGAAACGAUACUUGUUACUUUGUUUUGGUGUGUCAGGUCCUACUUCAUUUUCUGAUAUUUUUUUAUUUUUUCAAUAAUGAUGUAAAAUGUUAGUCCAGUAACAGGGCUUGGUUCUUUUUUUUCCCCCGUCAACGUAGAGAUACCAAUGAUUUUCUCAUCUUGCUGUAAAAUAUACUAAUUUCCUUUGAAUCCCAAUAAUUUUGAAGACUGAAGAUGUGAUUAGGUUUGGUCAGCUUCAAAUGUUCAUGUGUUCUUGAGAAAUAAAAGGUGAAAAUGUG
Molecule: messenger RNA, 2289 nt
Organism: Syngnathoides biaculeatus (alligator pipefish)
Lineage: Eukaryota; Metazoa; Chordata; Actinopteri; Syngnathiformes; Syngnathidae
Gene: luc7l3
Product: LUC7-like 3 pre-mRNA splicing factor
Exons: 11
Coding region: 115-1611 (498 amino acids)
Biological process (GO): mRNA splice site recognition
Cellular component (GO): U1 snRNP; U2-type prespliceosome
Molecular function (GO): mRNA binding
Source: RefSeq, a predicted model, not a curated record